AUGGUGCGCUUGGGCCUAGCGAUGGUGGUGGGCGUGGCGCCGGCGCUGGUCUCGUGGUGGCGCGGCCAGGGUGUCAAGCUGCCGCCGCCCCUCGUCACGCCCGCCACUUCGCCCGUAGCGGAGAAGAUCCCCAAGUGGCCGCAGCACCGCUCCCCCUCGAUCUCCGACUGCCUGGAGAGCGGAAGCGACGAGGACUCGGCCAGGUCCAUCGUGUGCCACGUGAGGCCGAAGAUCGUAAGUCCGCGGAUGCCCUAUCUCGACUGGUUCAUUGUGCUUCUCAUGCGGAUAUAUGAG
Iphiclides podalirius (scarce swallowtail) is the source of this 294-nucleotide messenger RNA. NCBI's taxonomy places the organism in Eukaryota, Metazoa, Arthropoda, Insecta, Lepidoptera, Papilionidae. The record is from the annotation of a GenBank genome assembly.